Acanthosepion pharaonis is the source of this 636-nucleotide messenger RNA. Lineage: Eukaryota; Metazoa; Mollusca; Cephalopoda; Sepiida; Sepiidae. The record is from the annotation of a GenBank genome assembly.
AUGCUUAUUUUCCUUCUUUUUUUUCGAUUCGUAAUUUUAUCUCUUUUUUUAUUUCCUUCCAUCCUUCCACCAACCAAUAUCCAACCUUUCUCCUUUAUUCCAUCUUUCUUCAUUCAUUCCAUACUUCUGUUCGUAUUUAAUCUUUUUUCUUUCCUUCAUUUUUUUUAUUUCUUAUUAUUACUCGUCUGUAUUUCUUUCAUUUACUUUUUCCUUCGUCUUUCUUUCCUUCUCUCCAGCCGUAUUUUAUUUUCUCUUUCCGCGUUCCUUACUUCUCACAGGCAAUGGAACUUCUUCGAGAAUCCGGUGCGUAUUUCCCGCCUCAAGACUUGUUUGUUUCUAUUUAUCUCUCUCUCUUUUAUUUUGUUUCUAUUUCUUUUGAAAUAUCUAUCUGUCUAUGUCUGUUCUAUCUAUCUAAUUCUUUUCAUUAUCUAUCUAUUCAUCUCUCAAAUUCUAGGAGACUGUCGAUCACGUGUCAUGUUUGAAUCUAAAACAAACCUCCCUCUCUUUUUCUCUCUUUUUCUCUCUUUUUCUAACAUUUUUCUUCUUUUUCUCUUUAUCUGUCUCUGCCUUCCUUUUUUUUUUCCAACUUCAUUUUCUCUUCUUCUUUAUCUCCCGACAAGUUAUUCAACACAUUGA